AUGCCACCACCCGCACCACUCCAGCCUCAGAUCGAGGCCAUCUUCAACGACGCCCAGCAGUCGCUCGCCAAGCACCGGCGGUGCGCGGAGCGGCUGCGCGCGCUGCAGCGCAAGGCCGACGCCCGCGCGUUUGCCGAAGCGCUCUUUGCGUGCAUCGCGUGUGUGCUGCCCGUCUUCAAGCGCGAGCCCGCGGCGGAGCGGGUGGUCGAAUUCGUGGUGCGCUUCCUGACCGAGGCUGGUGAGGACGAUGCCGGCGAGCAGGACGAGCUCAUCGGCCGCAUCUGCCUCCCGCUCCUCGGGCUGUCGGACGCACGCGACAAGGCCGUCCGCUUCCGCGUCUCCCAGCUGGUGGGACGGAUCAUGAACGCGAUGCCCGAGGAGGCGGAGGUGUCGGACGACCUCUUCGUCGCGGUCGAGGAGCGCAUGCUCCGCCGCUGCCGCGACAAGGUCCCCGUCGUCCGCGCGUGCGCGCUGCGCGCUCUGUUCCGGCUGCAAGACCCGUCGGGGCCGUCCGACGCGAUCUCAAGUGAGCUGCUCCGGAUGAUGGAGCACGACUCGAGUCCGGAGGUGCGGAUGGCGGCCAUCUCGACCGUCGCCCCCUCCAAGCCCGCCAUCCGCGGCCUCCUCUCCCGCACGCGAGACGCGGUCCGCAAGCACGCGCUCGGCGUGCUCCGCGAGAAGGUCGAGAUGCGCUGGCUGACAAUCUCGCAGCGCGCCAAGCUCCUCGGAGAUGCACUUGCCGACCGCUCGCCGUCCGUCCGGACCGCGGCGGUCGAGCUCGUGCGUGGCUGGCUGCGAAAGGCGGACAGGCAACUGCCGGUGCUGCUCAAGGCGCUCGACGUCGCCUCGUACGAGACAGCCGCCGAGCGGGUCGUGGCGGCGCUCCUGCAGGACAAGGAGACGGCAGGCCUCGUCGGCUCCGUGGCGGCCGACUGGGCGUCCCUCGCGCCAGAGGCGGUGCUCUGCCUGCGCUGCGAGGUCGAGGCGCUCGUCGCCGCCGCGGACGGCGGCACGGCGGCCGACGAGGAGGCUCGCGACGCUGCGCUGCCGGAGCUGCCUCCCUUCUGCAAGGCGCUGCAGGCCGCUGUCGGCACCGCGUCGGCGGCGUCGGAGGAGGCGGGCGGAUCGGGCGCCUGUGCCGACCUCCUCCUCGUCCACUCCCCCGCCGCCCUCCUCCCGCCCUCCGCCGCGCCCGAGCCGCCGCCCGCCGGCGCGCCGCUGCCGCCCACCGAGGACGACUGCGCCGGCUCGCUCUUCGCUGCGCGCGUGACCAACCUGCCAAGACUGCAGGCGGAGCACGCGGCGGCGCGCGCAGAGCCGCUCGCCGAGGCGGGGCUGCUCGAGGCGCUCCUCCCCGCGCUGCGGACCGCCCUCUCCGCGCCUGCCGGCGCACCAGAGGCGUCCGUGCCUGUCGAGUCGCUCGCCUCGUUCGUGCUCGCGCUCACGCGGCCCGCCGCGGGCGACAAGGGCGACGGAGCCGCCGAGGCGGCCGGCGAGGCGGCGGGCGAGGCGGCGGCGGCGCACGAGGGCGCCGCCCUCGGCCUCUGCUGCGAGACGCUGCGGUCCGGCCUCCUCCUGCCACGCGCCUUCCCGCACCUCGCCCUCCCGGCGGAGGGGGCGUGGCGCGCCCGCGCGCCGCUGGCGGCGCUCCUCCGCAAGCUGGCGAUGGCCAUGACCGACCGCACCGCCCUCAAGCACGUCCAGAAGCUGCGGGAGAGGGCGGAGGCGAUCCUCGCCGCCUACGCCGCCGCGAUGGGCGACUCGGCCCCGCCCUCCCUCUCCGCGCCCGACGGGCGGCGCAGCCUCGGCCACGGAGAGGCUGCGGCGGAGCUCUCGCCCGACAAGACCGCCGACAAGGGCGGCAACACCAAGCGGCGGCUCCAGCGGAACGGCAAGGCGACGCCGCGGAUGGCGGCGAGGCUCGUCGACGCGGCAAGGAGCGAGAACGUUGCCGAGCCCGCGCCUGCGCCGCGGGUCGAAGUUGGCUGGCUCAGCGAGGGGCCUCAUGUCGGUGAGCGGGUGCUGCGACGCCUGAAGGGACACGGCUACGUGCAUGCGGUGGUGCGCCUCUACCUGCCGGCGGGCGAUGCGGAGGACGAGCCGGCGUUUUGGCACAUCGAACAUGCGGACGGGGACGAAGAGGAUCUGGAGGAGGAGGAGCUGCUCGAGGCGCUGCGGCGCUUCGCCAUCCGUGCGGGCAGGGCCAGGGCGGCGGCGGAGGCGGCGGGUGGACGCGCGUGGGCGGUCGGCGAGGCGGAGGCGGCUGGCGCGGGAGGGCCGGCGCGGGCCGCAGCGGCGGCGGAGGCGGCGGAGGCGGCGGAGGGCUCGGAGGAGGGCGCGGAGGCGAUGGAGGCGAUGGAGGCGGAGGCGGAGCCCGAUGCGGCGGCGGAGGCGGGGUCGGAGGCGGCGGCGGCGGGGCAGCCGAGGCGGCCACCGAAGCGUCGUCGCACCUCGGCUGCGCAGGGCGCGGCGCAGGUAGCGGCGGGCUGCACGGAGCCCGAGGCGGAGGCGGAGGAGGCGGAGGCCGCAGGCUCAACCUCGUCGCCGCCUCCGACCGCACCGCCGACGCCAGGGGGGGCUGCACCCGUCGCCGCAGCCGCGCCGUUCGCGGCGGAGGCGGUCGUGGCGGAGGCGGAGGGGCUGAAGCUGCACCUCUCGAGCAGCGGCAGCACCGGCUACAGAGGAGUGCGCGAGCAGCCCUCUGGCCGAUUCGAGGUGCGGCACAUGGCGAACGGGCGGCAGGUCGCCCUCGGCUGCUUCGCCACGGCGGUGGAGGCGGCGGUGGCGUACGCGCGGGCGGUCGGCGAGUACCAGCCUCCGCCUCCGACAGUGGCGACAGAGGCGGAGGGCUUGCGUUUGCACCUCUCGAGCAGCAGCGCCACCGGGUACAAGGGCGUGUCCAAUCGCUCUGGCCGCUUCCAGGCGAAGCAAAGUGUGAACGGAAAGAAGGUCUCCAUCGGCUCCUUCGACACGGCGGUGGAGGCGGCGGUGGCGUACGCGCGGGCGGUCGGCGAGGCGGAGGCGGCUGGCGCGGGAGGGCCGGCGCGGGCCGCAGCGGCGGCGGAGGCGGCGGAGGCGGCGGAGGGCUCGGAGGAGGGCGCGGAGGCGAUGGAGGCGAUGGAGGCGGAGGCGGAGGCGGAGCCCGAUGCGACGCCAGGGGAGACUGCACCCGCAGCCGCGCCGUUCGCGGCGGAGGCGGUCGUGGCGGAGGCGGAGGGGCUGAAGCUGCACCUCUCGAGCAGCGGCAGCACCGGCUACAGGGGCGUGUACAAGGUCGCGCCCGGCCGUUUCGUCGCGCGGCACAAGGCGGAAGGAAGGUUAGCAUUCAUCGGCUCCUUCGACACGGCGGUGGAGGCGGCGGUGGCGUACGCGCGGGCGCAGGCGGGAAGGGCGGGAGGAUCAGAGCGGACGACGACGGAGGCUGGGGCGGCGGAGGGCACGGAGGCCGAGGGGGUGGAGGAGGCGGAGGAGGCGGAGGCGGAGGGCUCAGCAGGCGCUACCUCGUCGCCGCCGUCAGAGGCGGAGGGGCUGCGGCUGCACCUCUCGAGCAGCGGCAGGACCGGCUACAGGGGCGUGCACGAGCACUUUGGCCGCUUUCGGGCGAAGCACAGUGUGGACGGAAGGAGGGUCUCCCUCGGCUACUUCGACACGGCGGUGGAGGCGGCGGUGGCGUACGCGCGGGCGCAGGCGGGAAGGGCGGGAGGAUCAGAGCGGACGGCGACGGAGGCUGGGGCGGCGGAGGGCACGGAGGCGGAGGGGUUGGAGGAGGUGGAGGCGGAGGGCUCAGCAGGCGCUACCUCGUCGCCGCCGACACCAGGGGAGGCUGCGCCGUUCGCGGCGGAGGCGGUCGUGGCAGAGGCGGAGGGGCUGAAGCUGCACCUCUCGAGCAGCGGCAGCACCGGCUACAGGGGCGUGAACCAGCACCACUCUGGCCGCUUCCAGGCGAAGCACAGUGUGGACGGAAGGAGGGUCUUCAUCGGCUCCUUCGACACGGCAGUGGAGGCGGCGGUGGCGUACGCGCGGGCGGUCGGCGAGUACCAGCCUCCGCCUCCGACAGUGGCGACAGAGGCGGAGGGGUUGCGGCUGCACCUCUCGAGCAGCAGCGUCACCGGCUACUUGGGCGUGCACGAGCACCACUCUGGCCGCUUCCAGGUACGGCACGCGGCGAACGGAAAGAAGGUCUCCAUCGGCAUCUUCGACACGGCGGUCGAGGCGGCGGUGGCGUACGCGCGGGCGGUCGGCGAGGCGGAGGCGGCUGGCGCGGGAGGGCCGGCGCGGGCCGCAGCGGCGGCGGAGGCGGCGGAGGCGGCGGAGGGCUCGGAGGAGGGCGCGGAGGCGAUGGAGGCGGAGGCGGAGGCGGAGCCCGAUGCGACGCCAGAGGGGGCUGCACCCGUCGCCGCGCCGCUCGAGGCGGAGGCGGUCGUGGCGGAGGCGGAGGGGCUGAAGCUGCACCUCUCCAGCAGCAGCGCCACCGGCUACAAGGGAGUGCGCGAGCACUAUGGCCGCUUCGAGGCGAAGCUCACGGCGAACGGGCGGCAGGUCGUCCUUGGCUAUUUCGACACGGCGGUGGAGGCGGCGGUGGCGUACGCGCGGGCGGUCGGCGAGUACCAGCCUCCGCCUCCUCCGACGGUGGCGACGGAGGCGGAGGGGCUGCGGCUGCACCUCUCGAGCAGCAGCAGCACCGGCUACAAGGGCGUGUACGAGCACCACUCUGGCCGCUUCGAGGUGCGGGGCGCCCGGCACAUGGCGAACGGGCGGCAGGUCGCCCUCGGCUUUUUCGACACGGCGGUGGAGGCGGCGGUGGCGUACGCGCGGGCGCAGGCGGGAAGGGCGGGAGGAUCAGACCGGACGGCGACGGAGGCUGGGGCGGCGGAGGGCACGGAGGCGGAGGGGGUGGAGGAGGCGGAGGAGGCGGAGGUGGAGGGCUCAGCAGGCGCUACUUCGUCGCCGCCGUCAGAGGCGGAGGGGCUGCGUUUGCACCUCUCGAGCAGCAGCGUCACCGGCUACAGGAACGUGCGCAAGAGCACCAAGAAGGUUGGCCGCUUCGAAGCGCUGCACUAUAUGGCCGGAAAGAGGAAGGUCCACCUUGGCAGUUUCGAUACGGCGGUGGAGGCGGCGGUGGCGUACGCGCGGGCGGUCGGCGAGUACCAGCCUCCCCCUCCUCCGACGGUGGCGGCGGAGGCGGAGGGGCUGCGGCUGCACCUCUCGAGCAGCGGCAGCACUGGCUACAAGGGCGUGUACGAGCACCACUCUGGCCGCUUCGAGGUGCGGGGGCCGGGAUAUCUCUCCCUCGGCUACUUCGACACGGCGGUGGAGGCGGCGGUGGCCUAUGCGCGGUCGGUCGGGGAGGCGCCGGAAGCGGGCUCGCCAGCAGGCCACGCGUCGGCGGCACUGCCGGGCGAGGCGGCAGCAGGCGCAGGCGAGGAGGCGGUGGUCGCGGAAGAGGGAAUGGUGGCAGCUGCGGUUGCGGCGGGAGCUGAGUCGGCGGGCCCCGUCCGGCGAAGCAAGCGGAGCUUAGCGCAGGCGGGCAUGAACGGUGCUGCGUCGUAG
Molecule: messenger RNA, 5550 nt
Organism: Emiliania huxleyi CCMP1516
Lineage: Eukaryota; Haptophyta; Isochrysidales; Noelaerhabdaceae
Exons: 14
Coding region: 1-5550 (1849 amino acids)
Biological process (GO): regulation of DNA-templated transcription; mitotic chromosome condensation
Cellular component (GO): condensin complex; condensed chromosome
Molecular function (GO): DNA-binding transcription factor activity; DNA binding
Source: RefSeq, a predicted model, not a curated record